Molecule: messenger RNA, 963 nt
Organism: Nelumbo nucifera (sacred lotus)
Lineage: Eukaryota; Viridiplantae; Streptophyta; Magnoliopsida; Proteales; Nelumbonaceae
Product: rRNA-processing protein
Cellular component (GO): nucleus
Source: RefSeq, a predicted model, not a curated record
CUCAACUCCCAAAAUACCCUACUUAAAACGCAAAUUGAACUCAAGGGCCAAGAGGCCCAAUACAACUCCGGCCCAACAAUUCAUUCUCUCUUCUUCUUCUUCUUCUUCUUCUUCUUCUUCUUCUGCUACUUGUACGAAUUACUCGCUAUCCUUGUUUCUUUUUUUUGGUUUUUGUCGAAGUUUGUGGAGAUGAAGAACCGAAAAUCGGAAGAGUACAACGGGAACGGAGAGAAUGUUAGCAGCUCGAUCUCGAACUCAAUCAAUAAGAAGAAGAAGAAGAGGCUGGGAGGAGGAGGUUUGUCUCUCGAAGCGUUCGCGAAUGCGAAAUCCAAGAGCAUAGACUACAAUCCAGCCCUUAUCAAAAAGCAAAGAGAGUUCUACAACAAUGCAAAAUAUGUGAAAAGGUACAAGAAGUUGAUGAAGCAGCAAAAUGGAACAGACAAUCAGCUUUCUGCAGCGACAAAUUUACUGGAGGGCCACAAUGAAACUGGAGAUGGUAUCAAGACAAUUAAGAAGCAGAAGAAUAAAUCACAGGGUUUAGAAGAGCUAUACAAGAAGAAACAUGAGGAGGAAGAGAAGGCAAGGAUGGAGAGAGAAGCAAUUAUUCAGGCAAAGAAGGAAGAGAGAGAAAGAGUCCAAGCUCGUAGAAAGACUCUAAGGGAGAAGAUGUUCAAGAAAACACGGUCAGGUCAGCCUGUCAUGAAGUACAGAAUUGAGUAUCUCUUGGAGAGUAUUCAGGCUUCUAAUAGUUAGGUUCAUUAUAUGCCUUACUGCUUUUCAUCCCAAAGUUUUUGGCAUCCCAACUGGAAAAUCAUGUAUGAAGUACUCAGAUAAGAGAAAUAGUUAUCACAAGAAAUUUAUAAACAUUCUCUUCUGUUGUCACAAAUGAUUCAACAUUGAAAGCCAUGUAGAACAUGUAAAGUAAAAUCUAAAAACCGAGUCUGAGUGUAUAAUUAAUUACCA